Molecule: messenger RNA, 4587 nt
Organism: Schistocerca nitens (vagrant locust)
Lineage: Eukaryota; Metazoa; Arthropoda; Insecta; Orthoptera; Acrididae
Exons: 19
Coding region: 159-4439 (1426 amino acids)
Cellular component (GO): protein serine/threonine phosphatase complex; cytosol
Molecular function (GO): protein phosphatase regulator activity
Source: RefSeq, a predicted model, not a curated record
UACCUGUCCAUAGCCGCUGGAACUAGGAAUUGAGAGUGCAACUGCAGACUUUCCCUCUUUGAUUGGUUUCCAGCAGACGUGUUUUCAUUCAAGCAUCAGCUGUAGUUGGUUAAAGAUGGCGGUCGAGAUUGCGGUAGUGUGACAGUAUACAUAAGAGAAUGCCACGCCCCCCGUGUGCAGAUGAUAUGUCACAGCAGCUGAGUGCACUGAGGCAACAGCUGCUGCAGACUGGAGAAACGGAAGAAGUUGCUGCUGUUUUGCUGCCUCGCAUGAUUGAGUUGUUGUUCACCCCACCUGCAUGGGCAACACCAGAUCGUGCUGUCACCAUGUCACCAAGUUCACAUACCAUGGAAUCUCUUGCGCUUCACAGCAAAGCCAGUGCUAGAUUUCUAGAGAUUUUGCAGCAGCAGAAGCCACCACCAUCUGCCAGUCUUGUUACUGCUCUCUUGCGAGCUGCAGCUGCUAUCCUUGUUGGUUCUGAUAGUGCUGUGUCUCACAUAUGGUUAGAUAUGUUAUUAGAAGCAGUAGAUACUGUUCCUGUUGAAAUUGUUCAGUCUGAAAUACUGCCUGUAGCUGUAAGUCAGUCACAAGCGUCAAACAACACAUGGGCACGAAUCACUGCUUGUCAUCUCUUUGGGAAGAUGUGCUUAAGGCUGGAUCCACUUGAACUGCAGUCAGAGGUAAUACCUGGACUUGUAGCAUUAUGUCAAGAUGUUGCCUGGGAAGUGCGGUCUGCAGCUUGCGAACAGCUAGCUCACGCUGCCAGUUGCUUUCGAUCAUCGCCACUCUUGCUUAGCACCCUCUGCGAGCUAGGAGCUGAUGAAUCUGAAGCGGUACUGGUAUCAGUAAUAGGUGCAACAGCUUCAUCUCUGCGCAGCUUGACUCCUGAUACUUUAGUAUCAGCUGUUACACCAUUAGUGAUGCGAUUAGCUCGCGAAGCAGCAAAAGAAGGAUCACCUGUGCUUAUAGCCCUUGCCACUCAUUAUGGAGAUCUCUGUCAUGGACUGAAAGGAUACAUGUCACCAGAAGAAAGAAGGUGGCUGGUAGAUAUGUUCCAGAAUAUGGUUCGGAUGGGACUUCAGAGAAUUGGUGACACUAUGUUCAAGCACUUGAACAUCAUGAUGAUGAAUGAUGAGAACAUGGUACGCUGGACUCAACAAGUUCGUAGCCUUGCUGCUGCAAGUCUGCCAGCUGUAUCACAGUUUCUGCUCUCCGAGGAUCGUAGGGAUGUAUUACUGGGCAUUGUAAGGGACCUAGUAUUUGACCCACAUCCUCCUGUAAGGUGUUCACUUGCUUCAGGCCUGCACAAGGUAGCAGUGGUUCUUGGAGUUGAAAAUUGUGGGCUACUGAAGUAUGAUUUCACUCGACUGCUUUGUGACCAGAAUCUUGAUGUUCUCAGGGCUCUUAUGCCCAGUGUGAGACCCAUUCUUCUGUUCAUGAAGGAGGGUGGAAUAUUUUCUCCAGAUGACAUGGGCAUAAACAAUGUUGCAGCUUGUACUGAGACACUUCAAGCUCUCCUGACAUGUGAGGCUACUGUGGCUGCUACUUUGGACUGGCGAUUAUAUGUAGAUGUCAUAUCACAGUAUGAAGUUCUACCCCAAUGUAUGCCUUCUGACAUUAUUUAUGAUGCUGUCAUAUCACUUCUUCAGCAACGUAUUUUGUCUGUGAGGCAACUACCAAGUCGAUGUGCCCUCUCUAGAGCUAUUUUGAAACUUCUGAGAUUUAAUGAGAGACCAGAACACAGAGAUGACAUCCGUAACAGACUUGUUGAAAAUUUGAUGAAGAACAAAAACUCUUACCACCGCAUGUGCUACUUGAGACUGUGUGAUAUUGCAAUGGAGAUCUUCUCAGCAGCUUAUUUCAAAACUUGGUUCUUCAGCCAUGUCAUUUCCCUGUCAGAGGAUAGUGCGGCAACAUUAAGGCAAGUUGCAGCCAGGAUGCUUCCUUCAAUGAAAACACUAUGCAAAUUCCCAGAAGAUAAAAAUCUUUUGGAGAUGCUGGAUUCAACUGUGAAUCAACUACUUGAAGAUUCUGAUAGAGAGGUGCAGACUGUGGCAAAAUCUGUGCACAGUAAAUUGAAGGAAAUUGAGGUUGUAAAAGCAACAGAUGAAGUGGAUUUAAUAGAAAAGCAGCGCGUGGAAGAAGAAAUAGCAGUGGAACAAAAGGAACCCCCAGAAAGUUGGCUCCAGAGUGCAUCACUCCUGUCUGGCAUGAUAAACAAUGGCAGGACAAGGGAUUUGCAACCAUUGUUGAAGAUGUCAGUUACCAUGCCAGUUGCCACACAGACAGUUAGCACGAUAAAUGAUUUACUAUUAGCAACACAAGACCUUACUUUGACACAGUCCAGAAGUAAUCAGUUUGCUCAUCCAGCUUCCAGUGCUCAGACUGAUAGUGGCAGUACUGGCAGCGGUCGAGUUCUUCAGGGACAGGAUUUUGUAAUUGAUGCUGGUAUACAUCUCUCUGGAAAACAAACAACACAUAUACCCAGUCCCCGCAGAGAGCACAGCCAGCAGGGUCGACACCAGAACAGGAGAAGUUGGGCUGGAUCAUCUAGUCCAAAGAGCAGAGGCCAGACAGACAACAGUGCACCUUUGCAAGGGACGAGUGACAUUGAUCUUUUAGAUACAGGACAAAGUGAUAAUGGUAGAGUAGUUGCAUGUGAAGGUGCUGCAGGUGGAGCUAACUAUCAACAAAAUCCACUGCUGCAGAAUGUGAAACCAACAGGUAUAGCUAGAGGAGUGAUACAUAAUACUGUCAAUAAAGAUAGACCCGGAGCUUCCAAAGUUCCCAUGGGGAAGCCAGGACGUGCAAGUUCCUCUUUAUUAGGCAGUCCGGUGAUCAUGAGGUCUAACAGAGGUAGAGGUAACAGAGACACUUCACACAGGAAUAGUGUUGCUGCCAUCCCAGUGAGAACAGAAAAUGUGCAGCCCUCUGGUAGGCAGGGUGAGGAAGAUGGUAAGGCAUCAGUGGUACGAAGGCGUAGUGGGCAGUUUUCAGGUGGGAAGACUGCUGCAGGUGGUAGAGGCACACAAUACACACUGAAAAGAAACAGUGCGAUUGAAAUGCAUUUAGGAAAUUCCAGGGACCGAGAACAUUUUACUGGUAGGAGAAGUGCGACAUUUGAAGGAAUUCCAACUUAUCAGUCUCCAAAAUCUGUGAUUCAGGCUCAUAGAACAUCAUCAAAAACUGUGGCUAAAGAUAAGGAUAAAUUUGUGAGUUCAUCAAUUCCACCCUCUAACAUAACUGUGCAGAAGGAAAAUGAUGAAACACAAAAUGCUGGAAGCAACAUUAAAGUGUCUGCACAGGAAACGAGAGACAGCUCUGAAAAAGAAAUGAUGCCUGCUGGAAAACUGGAUACAAAUAAAAAGCUGUUUGCUAGAGUGAAUAUUUGCGGCAAAGCAGUUGGAAAUGUUGUUGAUAACAAACAUGAGAACUAUGUGGAAGAGGGCCUGUCAUUAGUGAUAAAUGAAUCCAAGGUACAGUUUGAUGAAACAAAACUAUGUAAUGUGACUGAUCAAACUAAGAAAAAUACAGCAGGAGAGAGUAAUGAGACUGUCAUAAUUUCUGGCUGUUCAACAGAAAAAGGUGAUGGAGAGAAAGCAGUACAUAAUAAUAUUAUUACUGGGAAAGUAGAAGCAAGAAGUGCCAGACAGGCAAGAAAUAAUGAUUGCUCACAAAUUAAUUACAUCAGUGCCUUAGACAAACAAGGGUCUAAGAACAAAAUGGACAAUAAUAACAGCAUUCAUAAAGGCAGCAGUGAACAGAAAGCAAUGAAUUACUUACACCUGAGGGAAGCAUCAGGGAGUCCAGAGAACCCAGGAGACUAUGGUAAUGCAGUCAGUAAAGGAGUCAUAAAGAGUAAAAUCUUAUCAGACAAUCAGCUGGAGGAUUUAGGUGGAAGGCAGCAGACCAUGUGCAACACGAUUGAUCAAAUUCCUUUUAAUGCAACUGGAAAGACACCAGUGAAAGAAGAAUUUUUAGAUGAACUAGGUGGAAAUUUCAGUCCUGUAGUGAGGAGGGAACCAGAAACUGCAGUUGCUGAGAAUGACAGGAGAGAUAUAAGCACUGAAAAAAAUGGAGAAAAAGUCAAACAGAUUUCAAGAAGGAGCUUUAACCUGGACAAUUAUGCAGCUCUGAGACCUUCUCCUCAAGAUAUGCAUUUACUGCUAAAUUCCUCCCCUACCUUUGAAAGACAAACAGUGUCAACUGUGGGUCCAGCUCAACGGCGAAUAUGUAGCAACAGGCACAGCUUUGGCGCAGUUCUGGCAACACCAGUGCCUCCGCGACGUCACAGUUCCCUUGAUCGCCUGGGUGGACCGAGAUCUGAUCUUCAUGAGGAGGGCUUGGGAUCACCUAGGAGUGGUAGCUGUCGUUCUAGCCCUACCUCAGGACUGCCUGCUAGUAAACUACCCAUCCUUAGGCGGCAGCACCCACCAUGAUCUCACUCAAUGGCUUACACUCACCACUGUGCCUUUGAUCACUAAUUCUCAGAGGCAUCAUUUAGUUGUGCUUCCACUUUCAUGAAGGAGAAAUGACUGUUUUGUUUUUGUUAUAUUUUUUUGAAAAUAAACUACUGUUGUUAAUAAA